GUAAUAGAAAACAGGAAGUUCCAGGUCAUGGCUGCUUUAGACAGGUAUAUAAAAAUAAUAUAAUAUUUCCCCAUCGGAUAAUCUCAUUCUUUCUUUCUGGCAACUCUGGCUUUCCAAACACGACCAUAACGACCCUGACACAGAUCAUCAUCGAACUCCCCGUUGACGUCUCCUCUGUUUUCCUUAUUACUUAUAAGCAAAAUCAUCAUCUAGAAUUCCCAGUGAGUCAUCAAUGGGUUGUGUCCAAUCCAAUAUCGAAAACGAAGAUUCAGUGAUUCGAUGUCGAGAACGGAAGCAGCAUAUCAAAGCAGCUAUUUCUGCUCGAAAUGCCUUUGCUUCUGCUCACUCUUCGUACACCUCUUCGCUCAAGAACCUCGGAGCUGCGUUGAAUGAUUACGCGAGUGCUGAGUUUCCCUAUGCUUACUCUGCUGCUUCGGUCUCUCAGUUGUCUUAUGAUCAUUCCAUUCCGCUCCCCCCGCCUCCGCUGCCUGACUUGCUGCCUCCGCUGCAGCGUGCCUCGACGAUGCCUGAAUUGUCGACAGCCGAGGCUCGGGUUUUUCGGUCUGAUGUUAUUGUGGAGGAAGAGGAGCAGGAGGAGGUUGUGGAGAGUUUGGGUGCUGGUUUGAAGCAGAGGAGUUCGAGGAGACGAGGGAGAGAGAUUGAAGAGACGGUUGAUUUGCCGAUUCCUCCACCUUCUCCGCCGCCUUUGAGGGACCGUGAUGAACCUGAGCCGCCUCCUCUACCGCAACAGGAGACGGAUGGGCCGUGGGACUAUUUUUUUCCAAAGAUGGAGAAUGUGCCUGGGACGAGCUUUGAUGCCCUUGAUGAGAAGGAAGAGGAUGUAUCCGGCUCUGAAGCAAGGUCUUGGGAGAGUAAUAUGUACUCGAAUGUUACCACUACUUCGAUAGAUAGAAAAGAGGUUGAGAGGAAAGUCUAUAAGGAAAAUUCCAAGACAGUUCGACAAGCUGAGAAAAUUGUCGAGGAAGAAGAGAUGGAGGAAGAAGAUGAGCUACCAACACCGCCUCCCCUACCAACACCGUCUCCCCCACCACAAGUGAAAAGGGCAGCAAGGCAUCAUGCUUCGGUGUCUGAAGAAGGGAAGAAUUUAGGAAAGGGUAGCGGUGAGACUGUUAAUUUGUUGCACGUAUUUAAAGAACUUGACGACUGUUGCCUUAAGGCAUCACAGAGUACUCUGGAGGUUUCCAAGAUGCUUGAGGCCAAUCGGUUACAUUACCACUCCAAUUUUGCGGAUGAUAGAGACAUUGACCAUUCUGCAAGAGUCAUGCAUGUCAUUACAUGGAAUAAAUCGUCUCGAGGUUUAUCAAUGAAUGAAAAUAGGGAUGCCAAUUAUUCAGAGAAGCAAGAAACUCUUGCUAUGCUUUUGGAGAAAAUGCUGGCUUGGGAGAAGAAACUCUUGGAUGAAGUUAAGGUGGGUGAACAGAUGAAACUAGAAUAUGACAAAAAGGUUGCCUCAUUGAACAGACUUGAGACACGUGGUGUCAAAACUGUCUCACUGGAAAGGAAAAAAGCUGCAGUUAGUCAUCAGCAUACGAGGUAUACUGUUGAUAUGAUGUCCAUGGAUUCAACUGUCUCAGAAAUUAACCGUCUUCGCGAUGAACAAUUGCACCCUAAACUUGUGGAGCUUGUUGAUGGGAUGGCUGCAAUGUGGGAGACCAUGCGAAUCCACCAUGAAAGUCAGUCGAAGAUUGGGCAGGCGCUAGAUGCUCUUGAUAUAUCCCAGUCCUCCAAAGAAACAAGUGAGCAUCACCAUAAAGUAACAGUACAGCUAUGGGUUGUUGUCCAAGAGUGGCACUUACAGUUUGAGAAACUCAUGAGCGAACAGAAGAAGUAUGUAAAAGAACUUACCAGUUGGUUGAAACUAAACCUUGUUCCUAUGAAUACCGACUUGAAGGAGAAGGCUUCAUCACAAGAAAAUCCUCCAAUUAAGCAUUUUCUAAAUGCCUGGAAUUAUCAACUCGACAAGCUUCGUACAGAACCUGCAAAAGAGGCUAUACACAAAUUCGCAGCCAUCAUAAACACCAUAAUGCAAUAUCAACUAGACGAGAUGAAAUUGCGGGACAUUUGUGAGGACACUAGAAGGGAGCAUAACCGCAAAACUCAACAAUUUGAAGACUGGUAUCACAAGCAUAUGCAGAACAGAACACCCCCGGAUGAAGUAGACCCUGACAGGGCGCUUGAUAAGCAGCGAAUAGAAGACUGGCAGUCGACAAUCAAGAGUUUAAAGAAGAAAUUGGAAGAGGACGGAGAAGCCUACCGGAAGCAGUGCUUACAAGUCAGGCAGAAGUCUUGUACCAGUCUGAAAUAUACGUUGCCUGAGCUUUUCCAGGCAAUAUCGGCAUUUUCUCUUGCUUCUUCGGACAUGUAUGGAAAAUUAAUAUCUUCGAUCAACACCCAUGACACAGAGGAAAGCGAUCAGUGAGAUUUUUAUAUAGCUAGUUAAUGCUGGUAUAGCUCGAAAGAUUUGCAAUUUCAGCGAGAUAUUCUACAUGCAGAACUCUGCUUCUUUGUAGUUUCAGUUUUCAAAUUACUUCCUUUUCAUUUUAUUCUUUAAUAUAGAACCCACAGAUGAACUUCAUUUAUAUUAACAAUGUUUUUUCUCA
Molecule: messenger RNA, 2621 nt
Organism: Daucus carota subsp. sativus
Lineage: Eukaryota; Viridiplantae; Streptophyta; Magnoliopsida; Apiales; Apiaceae
Product: protein ALTERED PHOSPHATE STARVATION RESPONSE 1
Exons: 4
Coding region: 233-2440 (735 amino acids)
Source: RefSeq, a predicted model, not a curated record